UCAAACCCAGCGCCAAAUCCCCGCCAGGACGCCAUCUUGGUGGACGGCUGAUGCCUCUGUGUACACCCAGAUGUAAACAAUCACACUAUGCCAUUAAGGAGAAGACAAUAUCCUCGUUAAGUGUAUUGGUAAAUGAGAAUUAUAAUGAGAAGACAAUGUGCAGUCAUCAAUAGAGUGAAAGAUAUUGAUGUAAAGUGAAGUACUAAUGAGAAGACAAUACUGGCAGAUCUUUUAGCCAUUAGUGAAUCUCUUUAUUUAUCUCCAGUUAUUUAGACUUCAUAUAACACCAACUUGUUAGAAGAAGUAAAGAAAUAAAACAAGAUGUUUUAUGCACAUUUUGUGCUAGCCAAAAAAGGCCCUUUGGCCCGAAUUUGGUUGGCUGCACAUUGGGAUAAGAAGCUCACUAAAGCUCAUGUAUUUGAGACAAACAUUGAGAAAUCUGUGGAUGGUAUUCUUCAGCCCAAGGUGAAAAUGGCGCUGCGCACAUCAGGCCAUCUGCUGCUGGGUGUGGUGCGCAUUUACUCACGAAAGGCCAAGUAUUUGUUAGCUGACUGUAAUGAGGCCUUUGUCAAGAUCAAAAUGGCCUUCAGACCAGGAAUGGUAGAUCUCCCAGAAGACAUCAGAGAAGCAGCUGUCAGUGCUAUUACCCUUCCAGAAGUAUUUCAUGACUUUGAUACAGCUAUGCCUGAGCUCAAUGAUGUGGAUAUACAGGCUCAGUUUACCUUAAACCAGUCUAGAGCAGAGGAGAUUACCAUGAGGGAGGACUAUGGUAACAUCUCCUUAGUCACAGGUGAUGAUGGCUUUGGUGAUAUGGGCUUUGAAGAACCACCUGAUAUUAUGAGAGAUGCCUCUGCUAUGGAUCGAACAUUGGACCAUCCCAAUCUUAUUUUUGGUGACAAUACCCCUUUAGACAAAGAAAAAGAGCCUAGUGCAUCCAAAGAACAGGACUCAAGAUUAUCAACGGCACGAGCUGAUACAUCUGCACUAGAUCUGGAGGCACCUAUCAGAGAUGAUGGUUUUGGUGGUAAUUUAGGACAAGAUAUCAUUGCUGGUGGGUUAUUUGAGGGGGGUCUUUUCGAUGAUACUCCCAUCGGGGAUGGUCCAAGUCUGGAUGAACCAAAAGAAGAAAGACAUGAUGAUUCAGAUGAUGAUGUUGGUGAUUUAGAUAGAUUUGGUGGACCCCCUUCUGUUGGACCACCCAGCUCAGCUGAUGGAUCACGGCCUUCCUCCCCAAAACCAGAGGCUCAAGACCCAGUAGAUCAGCCUGAUGCACCUCCUGAAGAAAACCAAGAGGCUGCCCCUUCUGCUGCAAAUGAUGAAGCACUUGUAGGACAUGAACAGACAACAUUGUUACAGAAUGAAGAAGAAAGUUUUGCACUUGCCCCGGUAGAUGCAUCUGCAAUUAAGUCUGGAUGGCCACGUGCCAAAAGGAAGAGGAAGUUGAUUGUAGAUGAAGUGAAAAAUAUCUCUGGUGAGGAGAUGAAGGCUCAGCUUUCUGACACCACUGAUAUUGUAACUACCUUAGAUCUUGCUCCACCAACUAAACGUCUCAUGCACUGGAAGGAAACAGGUGGAGUGGAAAAAUUGUUUGCCUUACCUGGUCGUCCGAUAUAUGCCCGAUCAUUGGCCCGCAUGUAUCAGAGGCAUCUCACGUCAGAACCUGCUCCAAAUGAAGACUUUGGAAUGGCAGGAGACAGAGAGUUGGAGAAUCUAAGUCUGGAAGUGGUUCGUGAGGCAGAAGAUCCAGAUACUGCCACAGCACCCAAAACAAGAGCAAGAAAUGCCAAGAGAAAGCAGCCUGAACCAGACCCAGAGGAGGAGGAAGAGCUACAGAUCGUGAAUGUUCAUACAAGAAGUCGAGAUGCAGCAGCAAACAAUGAAUUAAUGUCACCACAGCCUCCUCAAACCCCAGCACCUCCUGCAUUGGUAGAGGAACAGCAGGAGCAACAGCAGCCACCACAACAGCCAGAAGAGACACCGCAGCCACCACCUCAGCCUGAGAUAAUCACACUGGAAGAGCUCGCGGAAGUGAAUCCUCCACAAACUCCAGGAGCAGUUAAUGAUCUUGCUGCCACAAACCAAGAUACACCUGCCAACCAAACACCAACACAAAAUGUACCCUUCCAAAGUCCAGGUCAACCACAAGGGGAAAAUACAGAUGCAAACCAGACGCCAGCGCACACCACACCAUUCCAGAGUCCUAUGCACGCAGAGAUGGAGAAUCAUGGAUACAUGGAGAAUCAACCUCCUUUGGAAAACCCAGGGUACGAUGGGUCACAUCCCCCAGCAAACACUCCCGGUGGCAUGUCCGACGGUGGACCUCGAUCUAAUUACUCUGAGCGUCCAAAUACUCCCACUGCUGUGUUGAGGCAAGAGGAGGAGGAGGAGGAGGAGGAACAGUUAGACGAUGAGACGUACGAACAGUUUGAAGAACGUGUGGUUAAUAAAAGAGCUGGCCAGAUGUUCCUUAGCAUUAAGAGGAGGCUAAGACAGAACAACAUCCUGUUCUCUGAUUUGGCCCAUAAUAAUAACAGAAAACAGGUGGCUCAGAAAUUCUACACCAUGCUAGUACUAAAGAAAUUACAAGCUGUGGAACUCACACAAGAAGGACCCUUCACAGAAAUGUUUGUAAGCAAAGGUGCUCUUUUUGAGAAUGCAUCUUUGUAAUCCCAACCUAAACUUCUCAAAAAUGGGUUUAUAUUGUGCCUAAAAAGGACCAAGAGGCUAUUGUAAAACUGUGCCUGGAGAACUUUAUUAGCAUUUAAAAAUUUAAGCAGUGUACCCAUUUUCAUGAGAGAUGACCCUGUAAGACUGGUCCAUAAGCAAAGACGGUAGGCUGUUGAAUUAAAUAUUUAUUUAAUUUUUUUCCUAAUUUGAGUCAGUGGUUAUUACCACAUGACAUAAAGUCAAUAUGUUGAAGGUGUCAUGCACAAUCCAGUUUACAAGUACUAUACCAAUGUAAUCCAUUGAGCACAUUUUUAAUUUGGAGUAAUGAAAUUUUGCAAAAAAUUGGUGAUUUCAUGCAUACACCUUUUAUUUUCUUCUUAAUAUGAUUUAUUGGUGUGCACUUUGAACACAAAUGGACUGGAUUUUUUCUCAUUAAUGGUAAUGCAGUAGGUGAUUAGGGGUCAUACAGCUGUAUUGUGCAUAAUUAAUCAUCAGAGAUUGUACUUUGGUACAGUAGCAGUUUGAUAGAUCAUCUACUCAUCCCUCCUUUAGUUUCUAAUUGUAGUCUUAAGUUCAGUUAUGGUUUUUGCCCAUGAGGUAUGUAUUUUAAAUUAGUAGGAAUCAAGAACUUCAUAUUGUAUAAUUAUAUUAAACCAACAUUUCAUUUCUUGUAAGAUUUCAUUCUGUUUACAAUAAUUUUUUUAAUAUUCAAAAAUAGAAUUUAACAAGUUCAUUAAUUGAGUUUCUGAACACAAGGAUUCAGUUAUAGUCACCAUAGAUUAUACAAUCAUGACAGUAAGUCCAGGUGAAUGAGUAUUCCUGUUACUUUUUAAUUUAUUAGUUUUGAAUGAUUUAAAUUUCCUUGAACAUGAGAUGUUUUAAGCUCCUGCCAGUUGAUGGUAUAACUUGGUGAUUUUUAAGUUAUUCUUAAAUAUAUUGGAGAGUAUUACAGGAGGUAAGGAAGUAAUUUUCACUUAGUUUGCACAUGUCUUAAUGGUCAUCAGUAAUGUCAUUGAUAAUGGGAAUUGUGUGGUCUUGCACUUGGUAAACAAAUUGUAUUUUGCUUUAAGACAAGGGUUUCUGACAAAAUUUUGAUGCAGAUUGUGGCAAAUGCACAAAACAAUAUUACUCUUUACACUCAUAAAGCUCCCUAAUGCACUGAAGUUGUUCUUCAGGUUAACUUUUCCCCAUUUGCAUAUGCACUUCGUCCUGCAUGUUGAGGUACAAUACAUGCACAGAUGAUACAGAGCAAGGUGUGUAAUGAAGUACAAAUCACAGAUAUUGUUUCCUUUAUGCAUAGUAACAGCAGAUGUCUCACUAGCAUUGCAGUUGAAGUGGCCUCUUGUCCGUAAUGUUAGAUAAGAUUUAUAUUUGAAGACGAGUGCUUCUCUAAGUUGCUGGUUAGAUAUCUGUUAACACAUAAUAGUAAAUUUAUAUUGAACUAUGGAGGACUUUUCCCCUCUGCUGGUUAAAUGUCUUUGAAUAUUAAGUAAACAUAUAGAAUGCGGUUCCAUUGUCAUGGUGAUCAAUAGCAUUGGCAGUGAUUUUUCUGUGUGUGAGAGGAUGUGUAAAAUUUGUGAACAUGUGUAGAAAUUUCUUUUCAUUUGUGUUUUGUGUGAUUGUGUGUGAUGAAAGUGUACAGUGUACAAAUGUAUGUCAUGGGAUCCUUUUAGUGCAAGAUUUUGAAAGCUCAUUUUGAUAGAGAUUUGAAAUGGGCAAUUGUUGUUCAUGAUUCUGCAUGGGAGGGAUUAUUGGUAGGUAUAUUAUGUGUGAUAUGAGGGUAACGGAAAACAGAUCACGUUGUGUUGGCAUAUAAAGGAAGAAAAUUUACAUACUUUAUUUUUAGUGUUAUCUCCAGAUUGGAUGUAAAAACUAAACAAAAAUUCAGAGUAUUUAUAGAAAAUUUUAUUAAAAGUAAAAUUAAAGGCA
Homarus americanus (American lobster) is the source of this 4596-nucleotide messenger RNA. RefSeq names its product double-strand-break repair protein rad21 homolog A-like (gene vtd). Gene Ontology annotation, biological process: mitotic sister chromatid cohesion; synaptonemal complex assembly; replication-born double-strand break repair via sister chromatid exchange. The coding region runs from base 322 to 2667 and encodes 781 amino acids. NCBI's taxonomy places the organism in Eukaryota, Metazoa, Arthropoda, Malacostraca, Decapoda, Nephropidae. The transcript has 10 exons. Gene Ontology annotation, cellular component: cohesin complex; synaptonemal complex. Gene Ontology annotation, molecular function: chromatin binding; protein binding. The record is from RefSeq and is a predicted model, not a curated record.